CUUAGGUGGUGGAUCGACUCCAGAUAACGGAAUAUAGUUGAAGGCCAAUUGACAUUCACAAAUUCAGAGAAGAAAAAAAGGCAUAAAAAGUACAUCUUUGUUGGGUACGUAGAUAGUAGAUAUUGGUGGCCACCAUCAAUCGAUGGAUCAUCAUCAUCAUUCAUGGCAAUCGAUUCCCGGCAACAACAACAACAUCUGCCCUGUUUGCUCUUUUUCUCACUUCCCUUUUUGCCCCCCAAUCCCAAACCCUAAUUUCCAUUAUUCACCCCCAGUCAAUUCCUACAAUCCUCCUCCUCCUCCUCCCCAGUUUCCGUAUAAUACUCCCCCUCCUAAUUCUUUCGAUUCUAAUCAUCGUUAUAAUACAUUUAAUACUAAUAAUCAUAAUUAUAAUAAUAAUGAUUAUUAUAAUGGAUAUGAUAUUGGUAACAAUGCAGGUAUUAAAAGAAUGAAAUUUGAUAAUAAUCCUAAUCCUAAUCCUAAUAAUAAUGAGAGGAUUUUGAAGUUGAUUCAUGAUCAUGGUAACGCUGCUGCGGAUUUUGGUUCCGGAGAAAUCGGUUUAAAACGUAGACGAAGCGAUGUUGAUGAUAGGUUAGUUCAUCACGGGAAUACUAAUACUAAUACUGAUGUUGUUUAUGAUCAAACUUAUGAACUUUUCCCUUCUAGAUUCGAUAGUUUAGAAUCGAAUUAUUCACUUUCGAGUAAGAGUCAGUUUCCCCCACACCAUUUGCAUAUGCAUCAUGAUUAUGUAUCUCCACAUGAUGUUAAUUUAAACUCUCAUGUUCCCUAUAAUAAUAACAAUCAUUGGUCGGAAUCUAGACCUAAUUAUGAACCUAAUUCGUUUGGGACGGAUUUUCAUCAUGCUCCACCUCCGCUUCCUACUUCACCUCCACCUCCACCACCACUACCGAUCGACCCACCGCCACCACCACCUCCAAGGAACCACUUCUUUGAGCCACCGAUGGAAAAGCCUUCUUUUUUUCCUGUCCCUGGUAGCUCUUCUGCAGUAGAUUCUUCAUCGGCUCGUUCUGCAGUUCUGGAUAACCCGUCGUCUAGACAGGUUUAUUAUACUAAUAAUGAUUAUGCAGGUCAUCAUGCUUCGACUAUUUCUUCUACCGAGGAUUUUCAUACACGGCAAUCUUCAUCUGAAAGAUAUGUCAGAGAUUCUCAACAGUUUCCAUUGCGGCAUUUACCUCUAGAGAAGCCAACUAUUGUUGAUGCUUCUCAAAUAUUUAAGCAUCCACACCGAGCAUCUCGGCCUGAUCAUCUGGUGAUAAUUCUACGUGGGCUUCCAGGUAGCGGAAAGAGCUAUAUGGCAAAGAUGUUGCGUGAUGUAGAGGUUGAAAAUGGCGGAGAAGCACCACGCAUUCAUUCCAUGGAUGAGUACUUCAUGACUGAAGUUGAAAAGGCUGAAGAUAGUGAGUUGUCAAAGGCUUCUGGCGCUCUUAGAGGCAAGAGACAAGUAAUGAAGAAGGUGAUGGAGUAUUGUUAUGAACCUGAAAUGGAGGAGGCUUAUCGAGCAAGCAUGCUGAAGGCGUUUAAAAAAACCCUUGAUGAGGGGGUUUUCUCCUUUAUAAUUGUGGAUGACCGCAAUCUGCGGGUAGCUGAUUUUGCUCAGUUUUGGGCAACUGCUAAGAGAUCGGGAUAUGAAGUAUACAUAGUGGAAGCUGCAUACAAGGAUCCAGUGGGUUGUGCGGCUAGGAAUGUACAUAAUUUUACCUUGGAUAAUAUACAGAAGAUGGCUACACAAUGGGAAGAAGCUCCAUCUUUGUACAUGAAAAUGGAUAUAAAGUCUUUACUCCACAGAGAUAAUGUUGAUGAAAACGGGAUUCAAGAGGUGGACAUGGAUAUGGAAGAUGAGGAUUCUAUAGAUGCUUCUCAGGGAACUGAUGUUAAAAGUCCUCAGGUGGAAACCAAAAAUCAGGUGGAUAAUUUUACACCUAACGAUGCAAGUCCAGUAACAGAUUUGAAACAUCCUGUGCUAAACCAACAAAAAGAAGUGAACCAUUUGAGUAAAAGUAAAUGGUCUAACGAUUUGGAUGGAAGUGAGUCUAUUGAAGCAGAAGAUGGGAAGAGAAAGGCUAGUGCUCUGUCAGGUUUAAUUAAUGCAUAUAGCAAGGAAGGUAAAUCGGUACAAUGGGGUGACCAGGGUGGAAAUGUAGGCUUCUCAAUAGGUGCAACAAGAAAAACAUCAUCAUUAGUUAUUGGGCCUGGUUCCGGGUACAACUUGAAAUCAAACCCGUUAUUAGAAGCUUACUUAAAACCAGCCAAUAAUAUUGUUGAGUCGAAAAGGCAAAAUGUAUUCCAUGAACAGAUUCGUGCAGAGCGUGAAUCAUUUAAAGCAGUAUUUGAUAAGAGGCGACAACGGAUUGGCGGGUUCAACAUAGAUGAAGAAUAAUUUGUCAUUUGGUUCUUUGUGGUCUUGUUUGUAUCAUCUGUAUCAUGUCUCAAUGCUAAUUUCUCUAGUGUAUACUAAAUUUUGUGGAUCAGAUCAUGUAUCAUUUUUCUAUAAUAGUGUAAAGAUCUGAAAUCUUCAAGAGACAA
Molecule: messenger RNA, 2541 nt
Organism: Erigeron canadensis
Lineage: Eukaryota; Viridiplantae; Streptophyta; Magnoliopsida; Asterales; Asteraceae
Exons: 13
Coding region: 143-2395 (750 amino acids)
Biological process (GO): regulation of telomere maintenance
Cellular component (GO): nucleus
Source: RefSeq, a predicted model, not a curated record